AAUAACGGUCCAGAUCUUUCGAGGCACGAACAUCCCCUUCGCCUCUCGGUUCCUCCCUCGCCGUGUGUAGUACGGCCGGCGAGAGAGCUGCCCCCCCCUUCCUCCUGUACCCACAAGUUUCUCGGCGAGAUGGAUGCCGAUGCGGGUGGUUCUUCCGCAAUAACCCCAGACGCGGGCGCGGAGACGAGGGAGGUCACAGGAAAGAACGUUGUGGUGAUCCUCGUUGGUCCCCCGGGCAGCGGCAAGUCCACGUUCGCCGAGGCCGUCCUCGCCGGCGCCAACACCGGCCGCCCCUGGGCCCGCGUCUGCCAGGAUACAAUUGGAAAGGGUAAAGCUGGGACCAAAAUACAGUGCUUGAAGGCUGCUGCGGACGCUUUGAAGGAGGGGAAGAGUGUUCUCAUCGACCGCUGCAACUUGGAUCGUGAGCAGCGUGCUGAUUUUCUGAAGCUUGGCUCCACCGUACAAGCGGAUGUGCAUGCUGUUUUCUUGGAUCUCCCUACGAAGGUUUGCAUCUCACGCUCAGUUAGCCGGACGGGCCAUGAAGGGAAUCUGCAGGGCGGGAUGGCUGCCAUGGUUGUGAACCGCAUGCUGAAGAAGUUGGAGACUCCCUUGCUUACUGAAGGUUUCAGUCGGAUCAUGUUCUGUAAGGAUGAUGAUGACAUUAAGCAGGCAGUUGACAUGUAUUGUGCUUUAGGGCCUUCACAUAGUCUUGCUUCAGGAGUAUUUGGCCAGAAGAGCAAAGGGCCUGUACAAUCUGGUAUAACGAAAUUUUUCAAGAAGGCAGAUACUUCUAGUGUUGAGAAAUCCAGUGGAACUAAGCUUACGUCAAGUGAAAGAAAGCCAGGGCAGAAGAACCCGUUGUCAAAACAGGAAAACCUUGAAGCUGGUGGCACCUGUUCAAUGGAAGUAGAAAAGAAGCUGAAUAACAUGAAUGGAAAUGAAGAACGGAGUAAACAAAUUGUUCCUGCUGACAUCAAUUCUAGCACUUUGGCAUUUCCAUCCAUUUCCACUGCGGAUUUCCAGUUCGAUCUUGAGAGAGCAUCUGACAUUAUAGUAGAUGCAGCUACUGAAUUUGUGCAGAAGCAUGAUAAUAUGAGACUCGUUCUUGUUGACCUGAGCCAGAAAUCAAGAAUAUUGUCGUUGGUCAAGGACAAGGCUGCUAAGAAGAGCAUUGAUUCCAGCAGAUUUUUCACAUUUGUGGGGGACAUCACUCAGUUGCACUCAAAAGGAGGUCUCCAGUGCAACGCGAUUGCUAAUGCUGCCAACUGGAGGCUAAAACCUGGAGGUGGAGGGGUUAAUGCAGCAAUAUUUAAUGCUGCUGGAGAAGGUUUACAGCAUGCAACCAAGGAAUGUGCCGACACAUUGAGACCUGGUAGCUCUGUCACUGUUCCACUUCCAUCAACUUCCCCUCUGCGUCAGCGGGAAGGGGUGACCCAUGUCAUACAUGUUCUAGGACCAAACAUGAACCCAAUGCGGCCAGAUUGUCUGAAGAAUGAUUAUACCCAAGGGUGUAAGAUUCUUCAUGAUGCAUAUAAUUCACUUUUUGAGAACUUUGCAUCCAUCUUCCAGAGCUACACGGGGAAGCAGAAUGAUGAAACUUCAUCAAAGAAGUCAGCGUCCAGAGUGAUAUCACCUACUGAUUCAAAAAUGAAGAGAGAGGACAGCCAUGAUUCUGAAAGGACCAAAAAAUGUAAGUUGCCUCCACCUAUUUUGACUUCAAGGCAACACCAGGAGCGCAAAGGGACAAGCACUCUGAAUUAUCAUGAUAAUACCAUGGUGCCAUCUGAUGCUCCAAGCCAAGCUAGAGAGGAAGGCAGCAAGAGGAAUGGCGCAGUCACCAAUAAAUCUUGGGGAUCCUGGGCACAGGCCCUUUAUGAGGUUGCCAUGCACCCAGAAAAAUACAAGAACUCGAAUUCUAUCCUGGAGGUAUCUGAUGAAUUAGUUGUUCUGAAGGACCUCUAUCCCAAGGCCAAAAAGCAUGUUUUGGUGAUAUCUAGGACAGAUGGUCUUGAUUCUCUAGCAGAUGUCAAUAAAGAGCACUUAUCUUUGCUGAGGAGUAUGCAUUCAGUUGGGGUCAAGUGGGCACAGAAGUUUGUAGAGGAAGAUGCAUCUCUGAUAUUCAGACUUGGAUAUCAUUCGGUUCCAUCCAUGCGACAGUUGCACCUUCAUGUGAUAAGUCAGGAUUUCAACUCACCCGGCUUGAAAAACAAGAAGCACUGGAAUUCCUUCACCAGCGUGUUUUUCCUUGAUUCUCUGGAUGUCAUGGAGGAGAUUGACCAGCAUGGAUCCGCAGCCAUCAGCAGCGAUGAAAAGCUUCUUGCAAUGGAGCUAAGGUGCCACAGAUGCAGGAGCGCCCACCCGAAUAUCCCGAAGCUCAAAUCCCACAUUUCGUCCUGUAAGUCUUCCUUUCCCGCCCAUCUUCUGAAGAAAGACAAGUUGUUGUCAGCUUCAACGUUCAGUAUGGACUGCACUUAGAAGUUAGAACUCAACAGAACAGGAUGAUCCUUGUAAGCACAUUUUUGUGUUGCAUGCUUUUAGAUGGAUGGGCGGCCACGUCGAUGUUUCUUUUCUAUCCAACGUUGCACAACCGAGCUUAUGUAAAUGAUCAUGUCUUAUUCUGCAUUCCAUAUGGUUCCCUAUAGCGGUAUCUCCCGACAGUUCGGUUAACGUA
Messenger RNA from Brachypodium distachyon (stiff brome), 2671 nucleotides. RefSeq names its product transcription factor bHLH140. Bases 130 to 2475 code for a protein of 781 amino acids. The transcript has 6 exons. The record is from RefSeq and is a predicted model, not a curated record. Gene Ontology annotation, biological process: single strand break repair; double-strand break repair. Gene Ontology annotation, molecular function: mismatched DNA binding; single-stranded DNA binding; DNA 5'-adenosine monophosphate hydrolase activity. Lineage: Eukaryota; Viridiplantae; Streptophyta; Magnoliopsida; Poales; Poaceae. Gene Ontology annotation, cellular component: nucleus.